AUUCACCACAGCAGCAGUAAUUCCCCUUGAUGAGGGGGUUCUGUCAGUUUUUCUGGCCUUCAACACAGGCUGGAUAGUUCCGUUCGCCCUUAAUGACAACUUCACGUUAAAUGCAAUGAAUUUAUCUCUCAUUGAUCCGUUUGUCCUGGCCCAGGACUACCCUGACACCUUAACGGGCACGCUGAGGAGCGGCCACGCGACCUGCUUACGCUUUAACCGCAAGGGUGACUAUCUGGCGUCGGGGAGGGUAGAUGGAACGGUUGUGGUAUUCGAUGUGGAAACAAAUGGAGCGGCACGCAAACUACGGGGGCAUACGAGGCAGAUACAGUCCUUGAGUUGGUCUAGGGACAGUCAGUAUCUCCUCAGCUCCUCCCAGGACUGGAAAUGCAUUCUCUGGGACAUGAAGGAUGGGUCGCGCGUGCGAACAGUCCGAUUCGAGGCACCGGUCUACAUUGCGGAACUACAUCCUUUCAAUCACCUGUUAUUUGUGGCAUCACUUUUUGAAGACCAGCCAGUUCUUGUGGAUAUUUCAUCACCAAAGCCCGUCAAACGAAUCAUUCCUUCCGCCCCUCUUCGUCCUCACGAAGACGUUGAUCCUACUGUGGCCGCGAAACAAGCCGCGCAGGACGCAAAACAAUCCACAUGCGUCAGUAUUUUCACGGCGCUCGGAAAUCACAUUAUAGCGGGCACAUCAAAGGGCUGGAUCAACAUCAUCGAAACGCAAACCUGCAACACCGUUCAUUCUACCCGGCUAUGCAACGGGGUUGUAAUCCUUCUUCGUCUCGCGAGCAAUGGGCGUGAUCUCGUGGUUAACAGCUCAGACCGCGUCAUCCGCACAAUCGUCAUGCCAGACUUAUCACAAUUAGGAGUGGACCUGGAACCCUCCAACAUCAAACUCCAGGUAGAACACAAGUUUCAGGACGUGGUCAACCGACUCAGCUGGAACCACGUCUCAUUCUCAUCAACAGGCGAAUUCAUCACAGCAUCGACCUUCAUGAACCCGGACAUCUACGUCUGGGAACGCAGCCACGGCUCGCUAGUGAAAAUCCUCGAAGGCCCACGAGAGGAACUGGGAGUUGUCGAAUGGCAUCCCUCCCGCCCGAUGGUGGUGGCAUGCGGUCUCGAGUCCGGGUGUAUUUACACGUGGUCCAUCGUGACGCCACAGAAAUGGUCAGCCCUCGCACCCGACUUUGGCGAGGUGGAGGAAAACGUCGAGUACGUCGAACGAGAAGAUGAAUUUGACAUCCACCCUGCUGAGGAAAUCCAUCAACGCCGCCUCGACCAGGAAGACGAAGUCCCGGACGUCCUCACUAUCGAACUCGCCGAGGGCGCUGCGGAUAGCGAAACGGAUACCUUCCGCAUGCCCAUCCUGCUUGACAUCUCUGACAGCGAAAGCGAGGACGACGUCAUCACCGUCGGACCGGGGACUAUGCGUAAACGCAGUCCCGGUGCCGGACGCGAGUGGAUGAAUUCUGACGGCGCUGGUAAUAACGGUAAUAAUACUACUGCGAGGAACGGGGCAUCAAGAGGCCAGAAUAAACGACGGCGAUGACCUCUCUUAUGGCAUUACCUACCCUUUCUCCCUUUGAUGACUACUGUACUAUAUCUUUUGCAAAUACCUGGCGUUAAGGAUGGAGUCGGAGUCCUAUUAUCGAUUACAAUUGCAUUCAGGUCGUUUUGGUCGGAUUUUUUCAAGUCAAAGUUAAUUGAAUUGAAUGGAAUCGAACUAAACUAACUUGGCGAGUUUACGAAAGAAUCUAGAUGGAUUCAAGGGACGGUGGUCGCAGAAUCGCCAUUUAUCCCUUCGUUAUAUAUAUUAUCUACAGCAAUUGGGUAGCAAUAGCAUAUAAAGAGUAUCCAUAUGUUAUUCAACUGGAUUUACCCUGAUCCUCUGUCGGUACGGGGUAUUCUCGGUAGAAACCAGAAUGGAACCUUGGCCUCCAAUCUUAAUCUAUAUUCCUAAGAAGGGAGAUAUAAAUGUCACUGACCUCCAAACGAUUCCACCAAGUGGGCAGCUGCAUAUACCUACCUAUCUAUUCAGGGAAAAGAAGAGGAUUUCUUAUUUUUUUUUUUUAUUAU
This is a messenger RNA of Monascus purpureus, 2079 nucleotides long. The record is from the annotation of a GenBank genome assembly. NCBI's taxonomy places the organism in Eukaryota, Fungi, Ascomycota, Eurotiomycetes, Eurotiales, Aspergillaceae.